AUGCCUUUGUCCAAGCGCAUUGAUCAAGCACAACUUGAAGCAUUCAAGAGAAAAGUUCAAUCGUCAAUGUCCUGGGAGGAGCUUCAGAAGGUGAUUGAGAGUCCUGAUUGGGUCUAUCACAUGUCUUGGGACGAUGCUGGUGCGUACGAGCCUGUUCCCACUGUGCUGUGGGAUAGGUCGAACAUUCAAAACACUGAGGCAACAGAAGCCGAGCGACAGACAAAAUAUGAACUGAUAGACGAGUACAUGAUGACAAGCAGUGACCUCGAUGAUGCUUCGAACCACGUUUCGAGGCUAAUGCCUAGUUCCAGGAGCAGUUCCCAAGAUGUCAAGGAACCAGAAACCUUGACUAUUGACGACUGCUCAUCCGCGCCACUUCUACUAGGACUAUCGCAAGACAUGAUGUCUAAUGCUAGCGAUAGGACAUGUAUCAGUAUCGAGAGCUACGGAACACUGGACUAUGUUUGCGUGGAUAGUGACAUCCAUAUUUUUGAGGAAAAGACCAAGGAACACAACAACUACGAAGAUGUUACAAUGUUCGAUUUCGAUUGUCCAGCUGAACAUUGCGAACCUGAAGAAACGAGAAGAGGACGAUCAACGACCCGCAACCUCAAACGCAAACUCAACACGCGAUGUUUCGAUCGCCCUCGGAGAGUCCAGCAGUCCGAAUCCUGCAAACGUGGAAGGGGUCGAGUCGUAAGUUCACGUUUUGCUCAUUGA
Messenger RNA from Lithohypha guttulata, 720 nucleotides. RefSeq lists its product as uncharacterized. The transcript has a single exon. Bases 1 to 720 code for a protein of 239 amino acids. The record is from RefSeq and is a predicted model, not a curated record. NCBI's taxonomy places the organism in Eukaryota, Fungi, Ascomycota, Eurotiomycetes, Chaetothyriales, Trichomeriaceae.